CCGCAUACGCGAUUUAGUACAAAAAUGAACAAAUUACAACAAUUAUUACAUAAAACCAAUAUUCGAAGUUUACGAAAAUAUUCGCAAGGACGGAUUGCAGAAUUAUUAAAACCGAUUACUUAUUUAACAGAUGAUGAAAUAAGGAUCAAAGAAAAUGUUGCGCGUUUAGCAACUGAAAAAAUUGGACCGUUGGUACGCCAAAUGGAAAAGGAGGAGAAAAUCCAUGAAUCUGUUCUAAAUAUGCUUUUUGAAAAUGGGUUGAUGGCGAUAGAAGUUGAUUCAAAGUAUAAUGGAACAGGUAGUACCUUUAUGACAUCAGUUUUAGUGCUUGAAGAACUUGGAAAAAUUGAUUUGGGUGUAACAACAGUAGUUGAUGCCCAAAACACUUUAGUAUGUAAUUUACUAUCGAAACAGGGUAACGAGGAGCAGAAACAAAAGUAUUUAUCAUUAUUGGCAACUAAUUGGGUUGGAAGUAUGUGUUUAAGUGAAGCAAGUUCUGGAAGUGAUGCUUUUGCUAUGAGAACAACAGCAAAAAAAGAUGGUGACUAUUACACAAUCAAUGGUUCAAAAAUGUGGAUCACCAAUUCAAAUAUUGCAAAUAUAUUUCUUGUUAUGGCAAAUGCUAAUCCUGAAGCAGGUCACAAAGGGAUUACUUGUUUUAUUGUCGAACGUAAUACACCAGGCUUGACAGUGGGAAAACCUGAAGAUAAAUUAGGCAUCGUUGCAUCAGGAACAUGUCCAGUACAUUUUGAUAAUGUUCGGAUACCUAUGCAAAAUAUCCUGGGUAAAGUUGGUGAAGGAUAUAAGUAUAUCGCAGAUAUAUUGAAUGAAGGACGAAUUGCAGUCGCAGCAUCAAUGUUAGGAGCAGCGGAAGGAUGUUUUAAUGCUACAAUACCAUAUACUUUACAACGCAAACAAUUUGGAAAGCCAACCUUCAAAUUUCAGGCUAUGCAACAUCAAAUUGCUCGGGUGGCAACAGAAAUUGAAUGUGUACGUAUGAUGGUGUACAAUGCAGCACGAUUACAGGAAAAUGGUUAUGAUGUACGGAAACAUGGUGCUAUGGCUAAAUUGUAUGCGGCCGAGGUUGCACAAAGAGCAACAAUCAGUUGUAUAGAUUGGAUGGGUGGUGUUGGAUUUACAAAAGAUUUUCCACAAGAAAAGUUCUAUCGCGAUUGUAAAGUUGGAUCAAUUAUUGAAGGCACAUCAAAUAUACAAUUAGAUACAAUUGCAAAAUUAAUUGAAUUAGAGCAUAUAGGGUUAAAAUAGAAUAA
Messenger RNA from Chrysoperla carnea, 1271 nucleotides. Its product is annotated as short/branched chain specific acyl-CoA dehydrogenase, mitochondrial-like. The record is from RefSeq and is a predicted model, not a curated record. Gene Ontology annotation, molecular function: flavin adenine dinucleotide binding; acyl-CoA dehydrogenase activity. The transcript has 7 exons. The coding region runs from base 25 to 1266 and encodes 413 amino acids. Lineage: Eukaryota; Metazoa; Arthropoda; Insecta; Neuroptera; Chrysopidae. Gene Ontology annotation, cellular component: mitochondrion.